Molecule: messenger RNA, 1986 nt
Organism: Nerophis lumbriciformis (worm pipefish)
Lineage: Eukaryota; Metazoa; Chordata; Actinopteri; Syngnathiformes; Syngnathidae
Gene: hmox1a
Product: heme oxygenase 1a
Biological process (GO): heme catabolic process; response to oxidative stress; heme oxidation
Molecular function (GO): heme binding; heme oxygenase (decyclizing) activity
Source: RefSeq, a predicted model, not a curated record
GUGUCAGAAGAAACAUCAGAACCAUGAAGAAUACAAUAAAAUUUGAGGCGGCCAGCGACCUAUCAGAGGAGAUUAAAGCCGCCACCAAGGACAACCAUGUUCGAGCUGAAAACACAGAGCUGAUGCUGAGUUACCAGAAAGGGAAGAUCACCCUUCCUCAGUACAAGCUCCUGCUGUGCUCCCUCUACGAGAUCUACAAGGUGCUGGAAGAGGAGCUGGAUAAGAAUUGCGCCCACCCGGCGAUCGCACCGAUAUACUUCCCUCAGGAGCUGGACCGCCUGGAGAGUCUGGAGAGCGACAUGGAGCACUUUUUUGGCCCCGACUGGCGAGGGAAGGUGGUCGUUCCUGCGGCCACGCACGUCUACACUCAGAGGCUGCGGCAGGUUGGUAAAGAGAAUCCGACGCUGCUGGUGGCCCACGCUUACACUCGGUACCUGGGAGAUCUGUCAGGAGGACAGGUGUUGGGGAAAAUUACCCAGAAAUCCCUUGGGCUGUCGGGCAAAAAAGGGCUCUCAUUUUUCUCCUUCCCCGGCGUGAGCAGCCCGAACCGCUUCAAGCAGCUGUACAGGAGCCGCAUGAACAACAUGGACCUGAGCCAGGAGGAGAGGGAGGCCGUGCUGGAGGAGGCGGUCGCCGCCUUCGACUUCAACACUCAGGUUUUUGAUGACUUGCAGAAGCUUUUGGGUGUCGCAACAGAACAAUUGAAGAUCGACAAGGCCAGCUUCCCGUCGUUUCCCAGCAUGCACUUCACAGUCGGACUGUGUGUCAUAAUAAUGGCGACUGCGGGAAUGGUCCUUGGUACCUGGUAGUAUUUACUGUAAUGCACUCCAUCAUCAGUCUUCUGAACAUUUCUUAAUUAUAGUUGUAGGAGCCUAAAGGAUGUUUAAGUUAAUUUACAUUUUAUGGAACGUGCUUUAUGUUUAUUCAGCCAAAAUGUACUUUAUUUGCAUAAUACGAAAAUGUAUACAUGUAUAUUACAUGCUUAGAAUAAUUACAAGUAGGGAUGUCCGAUAAUGGCUUUUUGCCGAUAUCCGAUAUUCCGAUAUUGUCCAACUCUUUAAUUACCGAUACUGAUAUCAACCGAUACCAAUAUCAACCGAUAUAUGCAGUCGUGGAAUUAACACAUUAUUAUGCCUAAUUUGGACAACCAGGUAUGGUGCUUUUUAAAAAAAUUAAUAAAAUAAGAUAAAUAAAUUAAAAACAUUUUCUUGAAUAAAAAAGAAAGUAAAACAAUAUAAAAACAGUUACAUAGAAACUAGUAAUUAAUGAAAAUGAGUAAAAUUAACUGUUAAAGGUUAGUACUAUUAGUGGACCAGCAGCACGCACAAUCAUGUGUGCUUACGGACUGUAUCCCUGCAGACUGUAUUGAUAUAUAUUGAUAUAUAAUGUAAGAACCAGAAUAUUAGUAACAGAAAGAAACAACCCUUUUGUGUGAAUGAAUGUGAAAGGGGGAGGGAGGUUUUUUGGGUUGGUGCACUAAUUGUAAGUGUAUCUUGUGUUUUUUAUGUUGAUUGAAUAAAAAUAAAAAAAUUAAUAAAAAAACGAUACUGAUAAUUAAAAAAACGAUACCGAUAAUUUCCGAUAUUACAUUUUAACGCAUUUAUCGGCCAAUAAUAUCGGCAGGCCGAUAUUAUUGGACAUCUCUAAUUAUAAGGUACACUUUAUUUGUAAUUAUUAUAUUUGUCUGAAUAAUUUGAUGAUGUACUAUUUUAUACUGCUUUAAUACAGUGAAGAUUACGUAACUGUUUAAUUGUAUAUAUGGCGGAAGGAUCUGUGUGGUAAUAUGGUUUGGACACAAAGUAAUGUGGGUAAUGGCAGUCAGGUAUGGUGGAAUCGAGCCAUACAGUUUUUUGACCUUACUCUUACUUUUUCUAACUCUUUCUUACUGUAACAAACUCGCUUCAUUUUUUCAUUCAUUUGUUCCCACAUCGUUAUUGUUUUACGUUUUUGAAUGUUUAAGUUCACAAGUAAACGAUACAAAACGAA